AUGGUAUCUGAAAAGGAUUUUAAUAAGCUCUUGGAGUUGAGUAAAGAUCAUAUCGAGCUUAUGAACACGAUAUACCGACUAAAAACAUUCGAUGAAACCGAAAUCGACAAAAUUUACAAAGAUAUAAAAAUUAAAAUGAUUGAUACUAAACUAUACACGCCAGAAUCUUUUUGUAUGAUUAUUUCCGAUGCUUCAAAAUUCAAUAACAGGUAUUUGAAAUCAUAUUUAUCCUUAUUCAAAAAGAUUAUUCAAGAAUAUCAUAUAAAAACAAUACAUAGGAUUUCAGCCAUUCUUAAUUACUUUGUUUAUAAAGAAUGUGGAAUUAUUCUUGAUUUUGAUAACGCGUUUUAUUUAAAAGAUUAUGAAUCUCAAAAUAUUUCCAUUAAUAUUCAUGAAGAAAAUACUAUUUACAAAGCAAUAAUGGAAGAUGAUUUAAAGAUGUUUAUAUUAUUCACAGAAAUCGAUGGAUUUGAUGUAAAUCAUGCAGAAGAGUUUAGUAAUUUUUAUCCAGAACCUCUUGAGUAUUCAUAUCUCGAAUUAUGUUGUUAUCAUGGAGCCGUUAAUUGUUUCAAAUUAUUAAGAACAAAAUACAAUCAAGAAAUAACAUAUCAAUGCCUUAUGUUUUCAUUUUUAAGCGGAGUUCCUGAUAUCGUGAAUGAAUGUUUAAAGGUGCAAAAACCAUUAUAUCAAUGUAUGGAAUAUUCAAUCAUAUCACAUAACAUUGAUUUCAUUUCAUAUUUGAUGAAUGAAUAUGAAUUAACGAUCGAUCCUGAAGAUUGUUGCAAACAUAAUAAUCUUCAUGCAUUUUUGGUUUAUUUCGACCAAACUAAUGAUAUACAAAAUUGUUUAGUUUCAUCUCCACUUUUUCAUCUUCCAUCUCUUUGUGAAUAUUUUAUUUCACAAUGUGAUAAUAUCAAUGAAAAUGAAGCCUGUGAAACAACUGCUCUUUGUAAUGCAGCAUAUAGUGGAUGCAAGGAAAUUACUGAACUUUUCAUUUCCCAUGGAGCAAAAGUUGAUGUACGAGAUUGUGAUAAUUUGAUUCCUCUUCAUUAUGCAGCCAAAACAAACAGUAAAGAAAAUGUUGAAGUCCUCAUCUUACAUAAUUCAGAUGUCAAUUCAAAGACAUAUUUUAAUGAAUGGACUCCUAUUCAUUAUGCAGCAAUUACGAACAAUAUGGAAAUUGUGGAGCUUCUUAUUUCAAAUGGUGCAGAUGUGACUGCAAAAGAUGUCAACGGAAAUACAGUUCUACACCAUGCUUCAGAACAUAAUAGUAUAGAAGCAGCAGAAGUUCUAAUUUCCCAUGGAGCAUUUGUAGAUGAAAAAAAUAUGUCUGGUCAAACGUCUUUAUUUUUUACAGCAAUUUGGAAUGAUGUAGAAAUGACAGAAUUCCUUUUGAAGCAUGGUGCUGAUAUUAAUGCAAAAGAUAAUGAUAAUAAAACACCACUUAUAUUUGCUAUUGAAAACGGAUGUGAAUAUACAGCGAAAUACCUCAUUUUGCACUAUGCCGAUGUCAAAGCUAAAGACAAAUCAGGCAAAACUACCUUUGAUUAUGCAAAUGAAUUGGAACUAACCGAAAUAGUAGACCUUUUAAUUUCUCACGGUGCGUAA
Trichomonas vaginalis G3 is the source of this 1608-nucleotide messenger RNA. Its product is annotated as spectrin binding. The record is from RefSeq and is a predicted model, not a curated record. The transcript has a single exon. Lineage: Eukaryota; Parabasalia; Trichomonadida; Trichomonadidae. Gene Ontology annotation, molecular function: protein binding. The coding region runs from base 1 to 1608 and encodes 535 amino acids.